ACUCUGGGACAUCCCAUCAGAGGAUGAGGUCAUGAGGUCAGUGUGGUGCAGGAGGCGUGUCCUGAGUCCAAGGGUUCAAAUCCACAUGAAGCAGAGGUUGAGUUCAGUUGGUCUGGACUCCCAGUCCCACUCCAGCAGGUCCAGGUUUAACACUGACACACUGUUCACUCAGUCACACCCAACACUGACACUAACUCAACAUUCAUCUCUUACAGCUUUAUUUGUGGACACUUUGGGCUUUUUCAGCAAACAUUCUACAGACGUUUUGUGUUUGAUGUUGUGAUGAUUUAGUUCCAUGUCAGUCAGACCAACAGCUGGACUUUUUCUACCAGAUGUAUUCUAUGUCUAAUUGAACUGAGUUAUGACUGUUUCACAGACUAAGAGAAGGACGAUGGGAAACUCCACACAUUUGACACAUUUCAUUCUAUCUGCUUACUUUGACUCUAGGCUUGUGAAAUAUAUAUUUGUCAUGAUUCUUAUGACUUUAUAUGUUCUAAUGCUUGUGUCCAAUGUUCUGCUGAUUGUGGUUAUCUGUGUGAACAGAAGCUUACAUGAACCUAUGUACCUUUUUCUGUGCAGUUUGUUUGUUAAUGAACUGUAUGGUAGUACAGGGAUAUUCCCAUCUCUACUCAUUCACAUACUCACAGACAUUCACACUGUUUCUGUUUCACUUUGUUUCCUGCAGAUUUACUGUAUACACUCUUAUGGAAUAGUUGAAUUAUUAACCUUAGCCGUCAUGUCAUAUGACCGAUACUUUGCCAUCUGUCAUCCUCUACAGUAUAACACACAUAUGACCAGAAAAAGGAUUGCCACAUUACUUGCUGUGCCGUGGUUUUAUGGUUUUCUUGCUUGUACUGUCAUGAUUUCUUUAACUUUGUCAUUACAUCUGUGUGCAAACAUCAUCAGCAAAGUUUACUGUGAUAAUCAUUCAGUUGUCAAAAUGGCCUGUUCCGACAUAACCGCAGUUAAUAUUUAUGGACUUAUUAUUGCUUUUAUCAACAUUUCAGUUCCUCUGGUUUUAAUCCUCUACACCUACAUGAGGAUCCUUAAAGUGUGUUUUUCUGGAUCGAAACAGACCAGACAUAAAGCUGUCAGUACCUGUACACCUCACCUGGCUUCACUCAUAAACUUUACUCUCGGGGCCAGUUUUGAGAUCGUACAGACCCGGUUUAAUAUGAACCAUGUUCCCAGUACGUUGAGAAUAUUUUUGUCUUUAUAUUUUAUCACAUGUCAACCACUGUUUAACCCUUUAAUGUACGGUCUGAACAUCUCACAUAUCAGAAUCUGUUGUAAAAAGUUGCUUUUUGCUCAAAUGUAGAACAGCAGCAGUUUUACACAUGUGUAUCUGUGAAUAUUUUUUAUCUUAUACAGUGUAUGUAUAUCUGUACAUCCUUCUGAUUUCUUAUGGAA
Messenger RNA from Sphaeramia orbicularis (orbiculate cardinalfish), 1410 nucleotides. RefSeq names its product olfactory receptor 10A6-like. Gene Ontology annotation, molecular function: olfactory receptor activity; odorant binding; G protein-coupled receptor activity. Gene Ontology annotation, cellular component: membrane. The record is from RefSeq and is a predicted model, not a curated record. Gene Ontology annotation, biological process: detection of chemical stimulus involved in sensory perception of smell; G protein-coupled receptor signaling pathway. The transcript has 2 exons. NCBI's taxonomy places the organism in Eukaryota, Metazoa, Chordata, Actinopteri, Kurtiformes, Apogonidae. Bases 362 to 1318 code for a protein of 318 amino acids.